Molecule: messenger RNA, 423 nt
Organism: Moneuplotes crassus
Lineage: Eukaryota; Ciliophora; Spirotrichea; Euplotida; Euplotidae
Source: the annotation of a GenBank genome assembly
AUGGAUGCCUUACACAACAUAAUAAAAGGAGUCAAUUCUUACAACAAGUAUAAGAGAAGAGAGGAAAAAGAAGAGCGCAAAAAUGCAUUUGAUAAAGCAGAUAUUUUGGAAACUGAUAAAUCUCAUGAAAGAAAGAAGUCGAAACAUAGAAAGAGCAAAAGUAAAAAGAGAAGCAAGGAUAAAGAGGACAGGGACAGACGCAGAGAAGAAAAGAAAGACAAGAAGGACAAAAAGAGGAAGAAAUCCAAAUAAAUCUAAGAAGACCAGAUCCUCUAAGAAGGAUAAACCUGCAAAAAUAGAUUAUGAAAAAGAAAGGGAAGAGAACCGUAUGAAGAAGUUACAAAACAGGAUCAGAAAGAUGGAGGAUCCUAUGGAAGAUGUCUGGAGACCUCAUAUACUCCAAACAGGCCCUCAAAAGAAGUU